GUUGUUGUUGUAUUACUACAGAUGACUGGCAAGCUGAAAAAAAUUCUACUGUAUACUUGUUGGGUGAUAACCUCCAUGUUCAAGCAGAUAUCAGAAAAGGAAACCACUCACCACUCCGCCUGUUUAUUGAUACCUGCAUGGCCACAUCAAAAGCUGAUGGAGAUUCUGAUCCACAAUAUAAUAUCCUCGACUUCCAUGGAUGUCUCAUAGAAAGAAAUUUUCAUGAUGUAGGGCCAUCCUUCAUAAUUCCAAGGACUCAGUUAGAAACACUCCAGUUUACCAUUCCAGCAUCCCAAAUCGCUAGAGACAAAAACAGCAUGAUCUACAUUGCAUGCCAUCUGAAAGCCACUGCAGCUGCCCAGGAUCCAGAUUUCUUAAAUAAAGCUUGCUCAUUCAACAGAGAAAGAGAGAUUUGGUUACCUGUAGAGGGUUCCAUGGAAAUCUGUAACUGCUGUGAGACUGGAGAUUGUGGUUCUCCUGGAAAGCACAAAUCAAGUGAUACCGGCAGUCUUCAUGUGCCCAGCCAAAGGAAAACUGGUUCAAACAGAAAUUAUGUUGACCUCUCUAAAGGAGAAAUGGAAGCUGACCUUGUGGUGGGUCCUGUCUUAAUCCAGAAGGCUGCUGGGAAUCAUGAAAGAGACCAAGUAGGAGUAGAAGAAGAGAUGCUGGCAAAAGGCCAGAAAGCUAACAUAUUUCCUGUGAUAGAAGUGGAUGCUGAUUAUGAAAUUGGACAUGAGUUUAUCCUUAAGGCUGAUAAAGAACUACAUUGGAUUCUCCUUCCAAACAGAACUGUGAAAGGCAAGUAGUGCUCUGCAAAUUUCUAUCUUGCAGAUGUCUAAAAAUCGUGUAACAUAAUGUAUUGCAUUAUCUACCAUUUCUAUUCUGACUACCAUUCUGCUACAAGAUUUUUUUUCUGCAGGAAACCAUAACUAGUCACAAUGGUUCUACUGUAAAAGAAGCCCUACUUUUUCGUUAAGCUGUCAUAUACAGAUCAUGUUGACAAAUAUCAUGAAGGUAUAUAAUAUAAACAAUUACUGAUAUCAAAAUCUUAAUAGAUUAGGAAAGGUACAGUCUAUACAUUAUCUUAAGCCAAAUAUUAAAACCCUAGGUAUGUAUUUACAUAUGAAAUUUGAAACAUCAUCCGUGUGUCGUACUCCCCCCCCCCAGUGAUCUGGGUGGUAUCAAAGGGAGGGGUUUUGAAACAACUGCAAUAAAUGAGGAAACAAUCUAUAGUUUAGAGGUUGAGCAGUUUUGCUUAAAAUAAAAGUGUAGUCAACAAAAUGUUAGAUAACGGCGAUGUGGGAAUUUAUAUCUUCAGGUUUGAGGUAGCCAAAGAAAUAUUGAACAUACAUCUGAAUGAUUUGCUUUUGAGGGAGCAGAGGUGGAGAAUGCCAUGCAACUUUCUGCCGAAACAAUCUAUUUGAUUCUUAAAGCUGUAAAAGACUUAAUUGUAAAAAUUAUGUUUAAAAACCAGUCUUGUCCAUAGAUGAAGUAUUGGCCAUGGGAUCUAAUGAUGAAUCUGAUGAGGUAUACUCUGGCAGUGGCGACCUGAACAUUGAGAUGUCACCUGUGGACAUGAUCAUGAUGACACCUCAAGAUGAAGUAUUGGCCAUGGGAUCUAAUGAUGAAUCUGAUGAGGUAUACUCUGGCAGUGGCAACCUGAACAUUGAGAUGUCACCUGUGGACAUGAUCAUGAUGACACCUCAAGAUGAAGUAUUGGGCAUGGAUUCUGAUGACAAAUCUAAUGAGAUACACUCUGACAGUGCAGAUCUGAACACUGAGAUAUCACCUGUGGAAGUGACCAUGAUGACACCUCAAGGCAAUGCACCGGUGAAGGGAACUAUCUUGGGACAAAUUCUAACUACAGCAACUGGAAUUCUGUUUUUUUUUCUUGUUUAGCAGCAUUGCUUAAAUAUACAUGCCAAAUUCCAGCAACUAUAAUUUUUUUGUGUGUUUUGCAACAUUGUUUAAUACACGUCAAAUUGCAUUCAUAUAUAUGUAAAAAUAAAGCAUAUUAAAGGC
Molecule: messenger RNA, 2022 nt
Organism: Thamnophis elegans (Western terrestrial garter snake)
Lineage: Eukaryota; Metazoa; Chordata; Lepidosauria; Squamata; Natricidae
Product: zona pellucida sperm-binding protein 3-like
Exons: 9
Coding region: 138-806 (222 amino acids)
Biological process (GO): positive regulation of acrosome reaction; egg coat formation; binding of sperm to zona pellucida
Cellular component (GO): extracellular matrix
Molecular function (GO): acrosin binding
Source: RefSeq, a predicted model, not a curated record